This is a messenger RNA of Drosophila kikkawai, 483 nucleotides long. RefSeq lists its product as uncharacterized. The record is from RefSeq and is a predicted model, not a curated record. NCBI's taxonomy places the organism in Eukaryota, Metazoa, Arthropoda, Insecta, Diptera, Drosophilidae.
AUGGAUGCUUAUAUGACUGCAAUUGAAUGCCCAAAUUAUUUACCGGAAUUAGUAACCAACCUCAGCUGCCAUUUAGACCGGUCAUCCCAAUCCAAUGGAACAUUUUCAGUAAAUCUUACUUUGGCCAAGGAUGUAAAGGAUAUAAAAGGCACAUAUAUUUUUUCUAUUAAGAGAGGGUCAACCAUAAACAACUAUACGGCAAUAGAGAUGGAUUACUGCCAGGCAUUAUCAUCUUUACAGUCAAAUUUUUUACUUAAAAUGAUUGCCGAUGAGCUGCGUAGGUCGGCCAACUUUCCACUACAGUGUCCCUUUAAAAUGAAAAAACUAUACUACAUUAAUAGAUAUACAAUCAACCCUAAAAUGAUACCCAGCUAUGCCCCAGAACUUAACUUCAAAUCGGACUGCCUCAUAAGCCUUAAUAAACGUAAAGCUCUUCGGUUAAUUAUCCAUGGCCGUGUUGUUCGACGUCGAUCGAGUCGUUAA